UGGUCAUUACAAUGGACUGUUGAGCUGCUAGCUAGCUAACAAGGGGAAUCAUAUAAAGCCAGCCAUGUCUGAUGAGGAGGUUGACUUUAUCGACGGUGAAGAUGCCUCAGAGGUAGCCCUGGACAACCGGUUACUGGAGGAUGAUCUGGAGGAGCUGGAUAUGGGUGAGGAGGAGGAACUAGUCGACCAAUCAGCUGUCAGCUUCACAGAACACAAAGGCUCAGUGUUCAGUGUGAGCAGUGUGGGGGGUCUGGAGAGCCAUGUUGGGGGUCUGGCAUGCAGUGGGGGGGAGGAUGACAAGGCCUUUGUGUGGAGACUCAGUGAUGGAGGGACAGUGUUCCAGUGUCACGGUCACAAGGACUCUGUCUCUUGCACUGGGUUCAGUAGUGAUGGCCGCUAUGUAGCCACAGGGGACAUGGGGGGGGUGGUCCAAGUGUGGGGCGUGGCAGAUGGGGAGAAGGUGUGGUCAUUUGAGACUGGAGACCUAGAGUGGCUUUGUUGGCACCCUCUGGCUCAUGUGCUGCUAGCGGGUACCAGUGGAGGGGAGGGCUGGAUGUGGAAGGUGCCCUCAGGCGAUUGCAAGACCUUCCAGGGCCACAACUCACGCAACACCUGCUCAGCUAUCCUCCCUAAUGGGAAGAGUGCUUGCUUUGGUUAUGAGGACGGUAGUGUAAAAGUGUGGGAUUUGAAGGAGGGUGCUCCACUGGUUACCAUGGCGCCGUCGCACACCGAGGCAGUCACUUGUAUGGCUGCUCAUCACGAUGGCAAGCUACUCUUCAGUGGAUCAGCUGAUACUACUGCCAAGCUGACCACCAUCAACUCUGGCAAGGUAGUGGCCACUCUGGGUGCUGGGUUCCCACGUGGUCAAGACUCUGCCCCCUCACCUCCAGAGGAGGGUGCUGGUUGUGUGGAGUGUGUAGCCUUCUCUCCAACACUACCACUGGCAGUGAGUGGGUCACUCAGUGGAGCAAUGGCCGUCUGGGACUUGCCAACACAGCAGCUGCGAUUAGUCUGUCAGCAUAAGGCUGGAGUGGUCAGAUUGGCGUGCUCCCGUCAGUCUCCAUUAGUGUACAGUGGCUGUGUGGAUGGGGUGUUGAGGGGGUGGGACCUCCGCAGUGGAGAGUGUGUGGGCGAGUGGCACGGACACACGGACACUAUACUGGACAUGACUCUCACACAGGAUGAGAAGUGUCUGGUGUCAGCUGCAGAUGAUGAGACUUGCAAAGUGUUCUCUAUAUCAGAGUCAUGAUUAUAGAGAGCUACCUAAUUUGUGUGUGUUUGUAUAAUUAUUUUUGUGCAUAAUUAUUGUGUGCAGCAACAUUAAAUUUUUAGUGGGUGG
Halichondria panicea is the source of this 1339-nucleotide messenger RNA. RefSeq names its product angio-associated migratory cell protein-like. The transcript has 9 exons. Gene Ontology annotation, molecular function: protein binding. NCBI's taxonomy places the organism in Eukaryota, Metazoa, Porifera, Demospongiae, Suberitida, Halichondriidae. The record is from RefSeq and is a predicted model, not a curated record. The coding region runs from base 65 to 1249 and encodes 394 amino acids.